Molecule: messenger RNA, 1185 nt
Organism: Hyaloperonospora brassicae
Lineage: Eukaryota; Oomycota; Peronosporomycetes; Peronosporales; Peronosporaceae
Source: the annotation of a GenBank genome assembly
AUGGCUCACAUUGGACGGUCGUCCGAGGCGGUGGAGCGCUAUUUGCGCAACUUUAGCGACGGAGAGAUCAACCACCACGAGAUCCUGGAGAUCACGCUCUGCUAUGGACUGCAGUGCCUGUCAAAGACCUUUCCAGUCCGCGGCCGCAGCAUCACAUGCAGCGAAUUACGAACUAUCACAGGGUACAAAACCGCCACGAAGCAAGACUUUCACGUGUGCAAAGCCUCGCGCGCGAGUGAUCACCAGGAGAACGAGCAGCAGCAGCACAUGGCGGCAAAAGUGCGGGUCAAGCCGUCGCAUGCAUGGAGAGAUGGAGAAGUAGAUAUGGGCGACUUGCCAAAGCCACGUGCAGUGGUGACUGAGGCUGCUGCAAGUUCACGAGCCGAAUCAGGAGCGUUGAUCGCCCGUCCGCCGGCGUUCGACGAGAUUGACUACCUCACGAAACUGUUGGGGAAGCCGCUGGUGUGUCUGGCGUGGCAGACGUUUGCGGCGAGGAAGAGGUCGUUGAUUGCUGCGCCACAUGAGCUGGAGGAGCUCUUUUUUCGAGUCGAUCAGAGGAGGACAGUGACGUUGAUUCCGACGAUAAAGCUGCCAGUGGCAUCAUUCGCUGAGUUCAUGGCUGCGUAUGUGAUGGAGUGCAUGCGUCAAGCGCAAGGCACAUGGACUGCAGACACAGAGGACCCUCAUAGUGGUGACUUGUCUGUUUCUCAUGAUGAGCGAACGAGUUCUCGCGGUCGUCGAGAAUCAGCUCUGGGCUCGUGUCGCUCUUCAGGCACGGAUGGUCGGGGACGGAGUGCUAGUGCUUCGUCCGCUGCAGUUGGCGACACGAAAUCCGUCGAGUCAACGCAUGCCGAUACGAGGUGGAGACACCGUCUUCGACGACCUCAGACGCAAUCAAAGCAGACAGAACGUGCUCCGAUGUCCUUUCGGAAUGAACAGUCGAAGGUCCAGUCAGAGCUACACACUGAGCGGCAGACGCUGUUGCGAGCGAAAAAGACACGGUUGCGGGAAAUGGUAGAGACUGAACGAACAGCUGCGUACAAUACGCAGCACGAGCUGCAUGGCAUGCGAGAUGGGCGUCUUGCUCCGGACAGCAUGCCUGUCAAUGAUAUAACGACAGGUGCUGCUGCGUUGGAGAUUGUGGAUGAGUUCAUGAGGGGCCCUCUGAUGGACAAGUUUGGGUGA